This is a messenger RNA of Ilex paraguariensis (yerba mate), 3241 nucleotides long. The record is from the annotation of a GenBank genome assembly. Lineage: Eukaryota; Viridiplantae; Streptophyta; Magnoliopsida; Aquifoliales; Aquifoliaceae.
AAUGCAGCCCUAGUCCUUCGUCCACCUCUCUGCAUUUUCACUCAGGAAUUUCACACAUUGUGGGUGUCAUUUACGCCAAGAAGCUGCACCAUUCAGUGCCCAGUGCCACUCAGAGAGAGGCUCAACCAACAUGCCACCCAAAAAAGCUUCCUCCGCCGCUUGGCCGCCCAGACGCACCCCAAGAUCCACCGCACGAAAAUCCACUCAAAAAGCUUCAUCCGCUAACUCUCCUCCUCCCCACGCCGUCUCUGCCGAUGAUUCACCUGGAACUCCAACCGCCACCGCCACCGCCACCUCACCACUAAAACCAAACCUUUCUUUCUCCUCUCCCAAAACCAUUACCCCAUCAACCUCUCCCAAACAAAAUACAACCCUCGAAUCCUCUCUUCAAAAUCAAACAACAACCAAAGCAUCUCCAAAAACUAACCCUAAUGAAACCACCCCCGAAUUUUCGCCUAAUUAUGACAUCACCCCAAAAUCUUCUUCUCGGACAAACGUUGCAUCAGCACACCCUAUGGCCUUUCCUGAUGUUUACGCUAAACGUACUGAUGAAUCUAUCAAUGAUGGUGUUAGUGAAGUUCAGGCUAAAACAGAAGUUGAAAGAGCCGAGUCCGUGACAGUUCUGCCCGAAACAAAGCCUAGAACUGAUGAUCGAUCCAUGGGCGAACUGGAUAUUGAUGAAACCUUAGCUGAGAAGGGCCUGGUGAUACCGGAAAAUGUUGUGGAAAUUGAAGUUAGAAGUGGCCAAGUAACGGCGCAAAAGAGUCCAAAAAAGGUGUUGAAGAAGACAGUGAGGGUUGUAAAAAAGAUUGUGAAGAAGAAAGUGCCCAAAAGGGUGCUCAAGGGUCAGAAUGCUUUGGGGAAUGCGGAGGUGGAGAAGUUGGAAGGUAUCGAUGGUGGUGAAAGGCCCAAUUCUGGUGGUUUGGGCGAGGUGGAUGCUAGGAAUUCUAAUGCUGAUGCUGUUGAAUCCUUUUCAGUGAAAGUUGAAAGUAGUAAGGCUAAUGAUAGUAGUUGUAUGGAAUUCGAAGAUUCCAAUGCUAUUGCUAUUGUUUCGGUGGAAGCCGAAAAUUUUGAGUCUAAAAGUUGUAGUUUUGACUUGGUGAAAGUUGAAAAGCAUAGUUUUAGUGUUGACACUUCAAUUGAAGUUGGAAAUUUGAAGGAGACCAAGGUUUGUGAAAGAAAUCCGGAUGGGUUGAUAACUGAAAAUGUAUGUCAAGCUCCGGUUUCGGAUUCUGUUGGAGAUAAGAUUGAUGCAGGUGCAGUUGAGAAGACUGUUUCAGAGAAUGAAGCUCAGUUGGAAGACCAAAAUGUGGCUUCGGUUGAAAAUCAAAACAAUAUAUGCACAAGUGAGAAUGUGAACUUGGAUGGUUUGGAAGACCAAAAUGUGGCUUCGGUUGAAAAUCAAAACAAUAAAAGCACAAGUGAGAAUGUGAAUUUAGAUGGUGGUGAAGGUGAGGAGGCAGUGAAGGAAGAAGUAGGGAAUAGUCAGGUGGAAGUGGGGUUGGGUGAUGGAUUACUAUUGAGUGGGGAAAUGGAGGCAUUGGAGAGGCGGAGGAGGCGGAAAACAGAGAUUUUUGUUGGUGGGUUGGACAAGGAUGUGAAGGAGGAAGAUAUCAGGAAAGUUUUUGAAGAGGUUGGUGAGGUUACAGAAGUGAGCUUGGUGAUGAAUGGGAAAACAGGAAAGAACAGAGGGUUUGCAUUUGUAAGGUUUGCUUCAUUCGCUGAUGCUAGGACUGCUUUAGCAAAAUACUCCAAAGUUGAGAUUUGUGGAAAGCGGUGCGGCGCGUUACCUGUUGAGGGCAAUGACACUAUAUUUCUUGGUAAUAUUGACAAAAAGUGGAAGAGUGAAGAUGUCGUUACACUGUUGCAGGAGAUAGGUAUUGAGAAGAUAGAUGAAGUUACCGUUAAGGCUGAUCCUAAUAACCUUGAGUAUAAUCGUGGGUUUGCGUUUCUUGAGCUUGAAACCAGCAAAGAUGCUCAAAUUGCGUAUAAUAAACUCCAAAAGAAGGGUGCUUUUGGGAAGCACUUGAGGAUUAAAGUUGAAUGGGCCAAACCCUUGAUUGAACCAGGUGAAGAAGAAAUGCGUAAGUUGGAAAAACCAGCUAUCUGGGUCAAAUCAGUUUAUGCUGAGUAUAUACCUUCCACAUGGGAUGAAGAGAAAUAUAUACCUUCCACAUGGGAUGAAGAGAAAGUGAUAGACUACUUCAAAAAAUUUGGUGAAAUUGAAAAUGUUGCUCUUGCCAAAGAUCUUCAUUCAUCCAAGAGAAAGGACUUCGCAUUUGUCAAUUAUGCAACCCGUGAGGCUGCUCUUGCAUGUAUUGAGGCAUUCAACAGUGAGCAAUUGAAUGAUGAGGGGUCCAAGGCAAAUAUGAAGGUAUCUCUUGCAAAACCCAUAUCAAAGGGCAAGCAAAUUAAACAUGUUCCAAAUACUUCCAGUAAGGAAAUUUCCAAAGAGAAUAGAAAUGCAGCCUAUCCUGUCACAAGGCUGCAUGAACCAAAAAACAAGGGAAAAUUUACCAGAAAUCCUUAUGCAGAUGUUGGAGUUGAUAAACGGUCUUCUACUACUGCUGAGCUUGUACAACUCUUGAGGGAACAAGCAUCAUGGAGUCAGACACAGCCAGGUUCAGGCAUAGGCUCUGUUGAACUGGAUUCUCAUUACCCAUCACAAGGAAGAAAGCGGCCAUUUUCUGCGCUGGGAGAUGAUCGAAUUUAUUCAGAUCCGAGAAGGUUUCCUCAAGCGCGCUUGGAAAGUUCUUAUCCAUUGACAAGUCACAGUAUGUUGUCUCAGGGUGUUGCCGUAUCAUCUUUGCCGUAUCAUCGACAAAGUGGUGGUUAUACAUCUCAGUCAUCAUCUGUGGUUGAAGAUUAUGCUAAUUACAUACAGACAAGAGAACAAGCCUCAUUCCAUGGAAGUAGUGGUUUAUACCGUAGAUGCUCUGUUGAACUGGAUUCUCAUUACCCAUCACAAGGAAGAAAGCGGCCAUUUUCUGCGCUGGGAGAUGAUCGAAUUUAUUCAGAUCCGAGAAGGUUUCCUCAAGCGCGCUUGGAAAGUUCUUAUCCAUUGACAAGUCACAGUAUGUUGUCUCAGGGUGUUGCCGUAUCAUCUUUGCCGUAUCAUCGACAAAGUGGUGGUUAUACAUCUCAGUCAUCAUCUGUGGUUGAAGAUUAUGCUAAUUACAUACAGACAAGAGAACAAGCCUCAUUCCAUGGAAGUAGUGGUUUAUACCGUAGAUGUAAGUGA